UCUCGUCACUCCACCAUCGAGAAAACUACACAUGCAUGCAUACCAACACUCCCGAAUUGGUUCGUUUUUACCAGGACUUUCAUUCCCAUGGCCAUGGCCGUGGACUCAUCUAUGAUCCGAUUAUCAACUCCGUUUACUCACAAUCGCACCCGACACCUGUUUGCCAAUCACAAACUUAAUUCCUUCAGUUUCAGGCCCCAAAGCAGGACAAAUUAUAACUCUGAUCCUAAGGAGUUUGAUGAGUUGGCAUAUGAAGCUGAGAGGUUGAGAUUGGACGCCAAGGCUCGAGAAUCAAUGGCCCAGACUUCCAAAACAAUGACGGAAACAGAUGAUGAUCCCAGAGCUUGGAAAUGGGUCAUUCGUAAAAGGGUUUGGGAUUUCAUGGAGGCGCAGAAUAUUGCCCAGAACCCCAGACCCGUUCAUCAUCGGAUCCCAAACUUUGUAGGUGCCUCAGCUGCUGCCAAAAAAUUGAGCGAGCUGGAGGCAUUUGUGAUGGCAAAAUGUGUAAAGGUAAACCCGGAUUCGCCUCAGAAGCAAGUCAGGUUUCUCACUCUUUCUGAUGGCAAGAAGUUGCUUACUCCACAACCUCGUUUGAGAACCGGUUUCUUUUCAAUACUUGAGUCCUCUAUGCUUACUCCUAGUACCAUCAAUGAGGCAUGCACUUCUGUAGGGGUUGCAAAGUAUGGAAGGCCAAUUGGAUUGGAUGAAAAGAUCAAGGUGGAUGUAAUUGUCAUUGGUUCAGUUGCUGUAGAUCCAAAUACUGGGGCUCGACUCGGCAAGGGAGAGGGAUUUGCCGAACUUGAAUAUGGCAUGCUGCGGUAUAUGGGUGCCAUUGAUGAUUCAACCCCGGUGGUUACCUCAGUGCAUGACUAUCAGUUGGUAGAUGAUAUUCCAAUUGAGAAAUUGCUGGUCCAUGAUGUCCCUGUUGACAUCAUAUGUACUCCUACUCAAGUUAUUUUCACCAAUACAGCAAUUCCGAAGCCUCAAGGCAUCUACUGGGAUAAGUUGUCCCCGGAAAAGCUGGGGCAAAUUCGGAUACUAAGAGAGCUCAAAAGAAGAAUUGAACGGGAGACUGGGCACACCCUUCCAUGUGGUCCAUCGGAGAGAUUACCUCCUACUACUCAAAGAAGGCGACGACGUUCUUAAAUACCGAA
This is a messenger RNA of Hibiscus syriacus, 1154 nucleotides long. Its product is annotated as 5-formyltetrahydrofolate cyclo-ligase-like protein COG0212. Gene Ontology annotation, cellular component: cytoplasm. The transcript has 6 exons. The record is from RefSeq and is a predicted model, not a curated record. NCBI's taxonomy places the organism in Eukaryota, Viridiplantae, Streptophyta, Magnoliopsida, Malvales, Malvaceae. The coding region runs from base 88 to 1146 and encodes 352 amino acids.